AUGAUACAAAUUAUUGCCAUCAAAGGCAGGGAAAUAGCCUCAAUGGCGUGGUGGCACACGGUCCUGCUUUUCUUCCUCUUUUGUUCUUACUGCGCGAGCGGCCAGAUCACUUAUUCUAUUCCCGAGGAAAUGGAGAAAGGGUCGAGGAUCGGAAACAUUGCUCAGGAUUUAGGUUUGGAUUUAAAAAGACUGAAAUCGGGGAAAUCACGUAUAUUUUCUAGUGACAGCGCAGCAUACGUGGAACUGAACAAAGAAAACGGAUUGCUUCUCAUUAAAGAGAAAAUAGACCGGGAGUCUCUUUGCGCAAAAAUAACUCCCUGCGCGCUUCAUCUCCAAAUGAUUCUGGAAAACCCGAUGGAGUUAUAUUCUGUUACAGUGGAGAUCACGGAUAUAAACGACAAUGCUCCUAAUUUUCAGAACAAUGACAUGAGGUUUGAAAUAAGCGAGUCAGCAAUGAUCGGUGCCAGAUUUGUGCUCGGUAAAGCUGCUGACCCGGAUGUUGGAAUAAACGGACUUCAGAGAUAUUCCCUUAAACCCACAGAUAAUUUUGUGUUGGAUAAACAAGGAGAUGUAACGAAGAUUGUGGAGAUGGUGCUACAGAAGCCCCUAGAUCGAGAAAAGCAAGCGACCAUAGAUCUGACGCUGACUGCUUAUGACGGAGGAGAACCACAGCUAUCUGGCACGAUGUAUAUACAUAUAACGGUAGUGGAUGCUAAUGAUAAUGCUCCGAUAUUUAAUCAAAAAAAUUAUAAGGCUUCAAUUUCAGAGAAUGCGAUCAAAGGCACCAAAUUAAUAACAGUAAGUGCUUCUGACGCAGAUGAAGGCUCAAAUAGUCACGUGACAUAUGUCAUAUCUGACGCAAUAGACAGAUCUGUAGCCAGUAGCUUUCUUGUAGAUGAGAAAAGUGGAGAUGUUACAUUAAAUGGUCAGAUUGAUUAUGAAAAAUCAAACAUUUACGAGCUUGUUAUUCAGGCCAGAGACACAGGAGGACACUCUGACACAUGUAAGUUAAUUAUUGAUGUCUUAGACAUAAAUGAUAAUAAACCAAUUAUUGAUGUUCUUUCUAUGUCUAGUUCUGUAUUAGAGGAGUCUAAGCCCCAUACUGUGGUUGCCAUGUUGAAAGUAAAUGAUCCAGAUUCAGGAGCAAAUGGACAGGUUCACUGCAUGAUUAAUGAUAAUAUUCCCUUUACUAUCAAUUCACCAUCAAACAAUUUCUUUACUCUAGUCACAGAGGAUGAAUUAGAUAGAGAGAAAGAAGCUGAGUAUAACAUCACUGUGACUUGCUCUGAUGAAGGAGUUCCCUCACUGUCCAGCAGCACUUCUCUCCGUUUACACAUAUCAGAUGUUAAUGACAACGCGCCUGUUUUUGAGAGAAAUAAUUACGAGGCCUAUGUGGUGGAGAACAACACACCAGGUCUCUCUAUAUUCACAGUAAAGGCCAGUGACGCAGACUACAACCAGAAUUCUCGAGUGUCUUAUAUUUUAGAAGAGAGCACCGUCAAUGGACUUCCUGUGUCAUCGUAUGUGUCAGUCAGCGCUGAUAGUGGAGUCAUUAACGCCGUGCGCUCUUUCGACUACGAGCAAUUAAAGGACUUCCAUUUCCGUGUCAGAGCGCAGGACGGAGGCUCCCCUCCACUCAGUAGUAACGUGACAGUAAAACUUACAAUCCAAGAUCAGAACGACAACGCUCCUCAGGUCCUCUACCCAGUACAGACCGGUGGCUCUGUGGUGGCUGAGAUUGUGCCUCGUUCAGCAGAUGUGGGUUAUCUGGUCACUAAAGUGGUGGCUGUUGAUGUGGACUCUGGACAGAACGCCUGGCUCUCCUACAAACUCCAGAAAGCCACAGACAGGGCGCUGUUUGAAGUGGGAGCGCAGAAUGGAGAGAUACGAACUGUGCGUCAGGUCACCGAUAAAGAUGCCGUAAAACAAAAGCUCACUGUAGUUGUGGAGGAUAACGGACAGCCGUCUCGCUCAGCUGUAGUUAACAUCAAUGUAGCUGUAGCGGACACUUUCCCUGAAGUGCUCUCAGAGUUCACAGACUUUACGCAACACAAACAAUAUAAUGACGACCUCACCUUUUAUUUAGUGUUAGCAUUAGCUGCUGUUUCUUUCCUUUUCAUCACGACUGUAGUAGUUAUAAUCUCAGUAAAGAUCUACAGGUGGAGACAAUCGCGCAUCUUCUAUCAGUCCAAUCUCCCAGUUAUUCCGUACUAUCCACCCGGUUACACAGACACAGGAGUUACUGGAACUCUGCCGCACAUGUAUAAUUAUGAUGCUUGUAUGACGACUGACUCGAGGAAGAGUGACUGUAAAUAUUCUACACUCGGAGGACAGAGUGUUUUAGUCAUGGACCGCAGUUUUACAGAAACUAUGCAGCGUGCCAUGAGGGAAAAAGAAUUCCAUCAAGAUUUAGAGUCACCGGAAGUGGUAAGGAAAUAA
Molecule: messenger RNA, 2439 nt
Organism: Tachysurus vachellii
Lineage: Eukaryota; Metazoa; Chordata; Actinopteri; Siluriformes; Bagridae
Product: protocadherin gamma-A8-like
Exons: 1
Coding region: 1-2439 (812 amino acids)
Biological process (GO): homophilic cell-cell adhesion
Cellular component (GO): plasma membrane
Molecular function (GO): calcium ion binding
Source: RefSeq, a predicted model, not a curated record